Molecule: messenger RNA, 6029 nt
Organism: Falco peregrinus (peregrine falcon)
Lineage: Eukaryota; Metazoa; Chordata; Aves; Falconiformes; Falconidae
Gene: CYGB
Product: cytoglobin
Exons: 4
Coding region: 32-715 (227 amino acids)
Biological process (GO): oxygen transport
Molecular function (GO): iron ion binding; oxygen binding; heme binding
Source: RefSeq, a predicted model, not a curated record
GAAGCCAGGGGUCAUGUUAUCGUGGACCUGAAUGAGCCCAACCUCUGGCCAGGUAGGGUUGGCCACACUGCUGUUUCUGCACUGGUGGGUUUGGCAGCUUCCAGGAUAUACCCGCUCACACACAUCUCUCUUUAUCUCCUCCUGGCUUCCUGGAGGAUCGUGCCGGCUGUUUUCCAUGGAGAAAGUCCAGGGAGAAAUGGAGAUUGAAAGAUGGGAAAGAAGUGAAGAGAUUUCAGACGCAGAGAAAAAGGUUAUUCAAGAGACAUGGAGCAGAGUAUAUGCAAACUGCGAGGACAUUGGGGUCUCCAUACUCAUCAGGUUUUUUGUCAACUUCCCGUCGGCCAAGCAGUACUUCAGCCAGUUCAAGCACAUGGAGGACCCGCUGGAGAUGGAGAGGAGCUUGCAACUGCGUAAGCACGCUCGGCGGGUCAUGGGUGCCAUUAAUACUGUGGUGGAGAACCUCAAUGACUCCGAAAAGGUCUCCUCCGUUCUGGCCCUGGUGGGCAAGGCCCAUGCCCUCAAGCACAAAGUGGAGCCCAUCUACUUCAAGAAACUCACCGGUGUCAUGCUGGAGGUCAUUGCUGAAGAAUACGCUAAUGACUUCACCCCAGAGGCACACGGCGCCUGGACGAAGAUGAAGACCCUCAUCUACACCCACGUGACGGCGGCGUACAAGGAGGUGGGCUGGGCGCAAUACCCCACUGCCACCCUGUGAGCGGCCAGGGGGCCAGGCGAGGGGCAGGGAGGGCUUCGCUCACCCCAGGACUUCACUCUGGUCUCUUCUCAAGAUCUUUGCUCAGUCUGGGGAGCCCGGUAGGGCCGGCUCUGUUAGCUGCCAAGUCACAAUUUGAUCUCCAUGGGGUUUAAAAAAACCAAACUAAAUAAGCCAAAAGAAUAGAAGCACAAAGGGUGUGGGUGGGUCAGAGUGAAGCAGUUGCAGGGGAUGUAGAGUGCUGGUUGGUUGUUGGCUCCAUCUUACUGUCCUGGCCUGUCCAUCACCACCUCCCAAAUCCUGCACCUCGCUUGCACCAUCUCACAGUCCCUUGGACAAGCACUGCUGUGCAGCAGUGAUGUGCAGCCCUGUUCACUGAUGUGACCCUUGUUCUCCAUGCAAAGCCCCCGGGUAAACCUGGCUCCUUGCUUUUGGGGGCACGAUUCUUAUGGGAACCACCAGCUGCCUGGCUGGCACCAAAAACGCUUUGCUUCGCACUUUCUGCACUCACCUGGCAGGGUGGCAGGGCUGAUGGCUGUGGCCAGAGCUGCUCUCAGCUGUCCAUCGCCCUGCACCAGGGACCAGCAGCAGCCCUUGCUCUCCCGUCAUCCACACUCCCUCUCCUUGGCUGGCUGUUGCAAACCCUCCUGGGGUUGGAGGGAGCAAAGUGGAGGGGAAAAUGUGCUCCUCCAGUGUGAGGGAGUGGGAAAGGAGGGAUUUGGGCUGCCUCCCCUCGUGGCUCGGAGCACAGUGCAUAGGUGAGAUCCCUGUUCAGAUGGCAGGAGCUGGUGAGCCCACCCGUGGCACGUGCUGUGCCAUUGCCUUGGGAGCUGGCAUGUGUAGGUCUGUUUGCCCAGCAGCCAGCAGCAGGGCAAUGCAGGGACAGAGGGCUGGGGUGGCUCUGCCCAGCUUGGUGAGAAGUGGGGUUCAGGCUGUGAUCAGGAGGGGGAAAGAUGAAGUGGACAUAACAGGAGGGAUUCCUGGGUGUGAAGAAAGGUCCCUGCUCUGUUAAAAUUAAUAAAUAACUUAUUACAUAGAGCAUAUUCCUGCCCUCUUGUGAAACCAUGUUCCUUCAAAUAAAGUGCCUGGUCAAAAUCAGCUCAUGCAGGAGCUGUGUCCCUACUCGGAGGCCAGCAGUGCUCCUGCGGGUGCCUGGCAAAGGCCCCCUCCCCCCAAAGUGAGAUGUGGCUGCAGGGCUGGCAGCCCUCAUCCUGCCUCUGAUACUGACUUCUGCAGCUCUGUGGGUGAGUCUGCUUGGUUUCUGACUGUUUCGCCUUUGGUUAUGAAAAAGGGAGGAGGAGCAGCCCUGUUGCCUCCUAUACAUAUGUGCUGGGAUUUAUAGGACACUCUGGGGACUGGUUGGCAAAGGAUUGGGGACGAAACAUCGGAUGUGCUAGGAAGCUUUGGCAUCCCUGUCACCCAGUUAUUUCCCAAAAUGUCUCUCUUAUUUUUAGAGCCCUAGCAUUAAGGGCAAUGUUACCUGUUGAAGUGGGAGCGGGGGGUGGGGUGUCCCUUCUGAGACUUUCUCUGGUUCUCAUUCCACUACUGCCCUGAAGAGCUGGCAGCUUUCUGGGAGAGACCAGCUCCUCUCCUGGAUGUUGGCUUGACAGGCAGUGAGCCCACAGUCCCCGGCUGGCAUCUCCACAGCCACCUUGGGGACAUCCCCAUGCCACAGGGACACUGCUGGAGGUGGCAGCAGCAACUUUUCCUGGGGCUGACCUCCCUCCCCUGGAGCAGCCAGCCAGAAACUCCUGCUUUGCUCACCCACAACCAAUUAAUCUGUGCUUUUAAUCACCCCUGGGGAAUAGGGUUUUUCCUGUUUCUGGUGUUUUGCUUCCAUGCCAAGGGCCUCCUCUGCCCCCCAGCCCUGGCACUGCUGGGAGGGUGGCCAGCAUCAGGUGCCUGCUCCCAGAAAAGCUCUCAGUGGAGUUUUCCCCUUUCCUCUCUUGGCUGUAACAGCAGGUUUCUGCUCAGGGUCUGUGGGAGCCUGUAUAGAGGGGCAAACCCCUGGACCCUAGCCCUGCCCUUUCCCUCACUCAUACCAAGAUGCUGGCAUGAUCCAUGGCUGGGCAGCAACCUUGGGCACCGCUGCUCAAAGAGCAGGGGAGGUACGCCUGGGGGGAAAUGUCUUCUCCUGUUCCUCUGGACUCAGUUAGAUGCAGCCAGGAGUUUGUGCUGGUGCCCUGGCUCUGGGCAAAGAGGGAUUUGGGGAGGGAUGCAACCUCCUGGCUGCAUUCCCCAGUGCUCCCUUGCUUUCCUGCACAGCCCUGGGACAGGGUUAGUCCCCAAAAUAGUGCCAGGACUCCACUAAUGACAUUACAGCUGCUCUCUAGCCUUGCAGUUCUUUCCUCCCUAUGUCUUACAAUAUAACAGGUGGAGAAGAGUGAUGGGGCCAGGAGCAAUGGCACAUCCUGGGCAUCCAUGGAGGGAUGGGUGGAAAUACCUGCUGAGGGCACAGCUGUCCUUGGCACAGCAGCAUGCAAGGUCAAGGGGUUUAUAAAAGGAAGGGAUGGGCACAGGGUGACAAGUGAUACUGCUUUGCUCAUGUGGUGGGCUGUCAUUUAGAGUCAGCACACCCAAAAUUCAGCUCACCAGCCUGCACCAGUGAAGGUGCCAGCAGCUGAUGCCUCCAGCUCAUGUCUGAAUGUCAAAGCAGCCGCUCGUCCCUUGCAGGGUUGGUGGAGACAUCCUUCAAGAGGCAGCUGCUGGCUGGGGUCAGCAUCAGGCCUGUGCAGGUGGGAAAAGACCUGUUCAGUCGUUGACUUUGUGCCAGCACAAGACUGGAGAGCAAUUGCUCGGAGCAAGACUGUUAGAUUUUAUUUUUUUGGGUGCAUCACAGGACUCUCAUUAGCACAGCUUCACUGAUUUCUGCCAAAACCUUGGGGCCAGCAGCGCAUAUUUUCAAUGAGUUCAUGUACUCCCCAUGCUCUGCGGAUGCUGGGCCAAGGAUGUUUUCGUACCAGGGAUGUUUUAUCUUUAAACAAAGUUCACACAUUAACCUUUGAGCUUCAUAUUCUCCAGGUGGGAAUUUUAGUUUCACAAUACAAACUCUUCCUCUCCCUUCCCACAACCAAAAUUUGGAUCAGUCACGGUCAGCAGGGAAGCGAUUUUUCGGGUGACUCUAAAGUCCCUGCGUUCAUGCCCAACCUACCCGAGUGCCUUGGCUUUGGGGGAGCAUCAGUGAAGUGUGUCCCCUCACCUUUGAAUGGGGCUUGGUUUCUUUAUUCUUAUUUUUUUUUGCAUCUCUAGAAAAAUCUGACCCAUGACCUUGUGCACCCACGCAUGUGUGCUGCGCUUGGGUUUUUUUCCAGGCACAUUUUUCUAAAGCAAAUCCAGAUGCAUGCAGCUGCUGUCCCUUGAGGACUGCCCCCCCCCCCCCCCCCCCCAUGAGCCAACUUGCAGGCCAGUUGAAUAUAUGCAAACAAAAACAUAUUUAUUUUUACCAGCACUGCAGGAAGUAAAAUGAAGCAGGGAGGGCUCCUGGGGCAAAACUUGCGAGGGGAAGAGAUGGAGAUAAAGCAAACGCCCCCUCUUUGCCACCUGCAGCAGAGGAGGCAUUGCUUAAAUCAGGGAAAACUCCCAUCUGGAGAUAGAUGAAAAUUAACAGAAAAAGGAAAAAAAAAAUCAUUCUGGAGUGACAGGGCUGAUAAACACCAUGUUAAAGAGCAGAAAGGGAGGCCAGGUUCCUGCUCCGAGCAUGGCUUUCCGGCACAGACACCUGCACAGCUGCUCCCUGUUACCUGUUGCCCCCCCUGGAACCCACCACAGCUGGCUGGGGACCCCCUUAUCCCCUCUUCCCUCCAGGCCCUGCUCGCUGGGGCUCGAAGUUUCCCCUCCCAGCGUGCCUGGGCUGAGGUAAGGGCGCUGCCCAUGUGUGCUUUGGCUCUGCUUUGCUCUCCUUGGUGGUGACAGGUAGGGACCGACUUGUAAAUGCGGUCUCCCAAAAUUCACAGGUGGGAGCUGGGGGCUCAGGGCAUGGCAGCUAGGGACUCCUGGUCUGUUCUCUGCCCUGGAGGGGACUUUGAUGUCCCCCAGCCCCGUCCACCUUCCCCAGGGAUGCUGCCGGCUGCUCCUGCUUGCUCUUCUCCUCUCUGAUGCCCAUGCCAUUGCGGCUGCCUCUGUGCAAGCUGAGCUCAGGUCUCAGCUUCCACCCCUGCAACCAGGGCAGGAUCUGGCCCCUGGCUCAGCCAGCCUCUCUGUGUUAGUGUCAGCACUGGGCUUGGGGACGUGUGACCUGGGUGGGAAAGUCUUUGUCCCCCCUGCCAUCAGCAGAUGAGUGCCGAGUGAGGGGGGGCAUUCAGUGUCCCUCAGGCAGGGUCAUCCCCCGCCCCCAAGCACCUCAUCCUGGAUGUCUUGGGGGACACCCGCUCAUGGCAAUCAGCUUGUGUCCCCCCCACCCCACAUUCAGCGCUGCGUUUGGUCAGAGGCAGGUCAGCGCUGGAGGGAAUGGGACAUUCUGGGUUGGGAUGGGACACAGAUCCCAUCCACCUGGUGUCCCCCUCCAGCCAAUGCUCAUGGCAGGUAUAGCUCCAUAGGCACACAGCCAGCCAGAAGGACACCCCACUGCCACCAGAGCUGGUUGGACGAGGAGUCCUUAAGGACCUUAUGCCACCACCCUCAUCUUCUCUUAUGGUGAGACAAAUCCCCAAGGCAGCCAAGCUGCAGGUUCUCCAGGGGGACUCCUCUUGCAUCUCUGCCAGUUUGCUCCAGUUUGCCCCAGUAAAGGGGAUCCCAGCAUCUCCCUGCUCUCUGGAGACAUGCCCAGUGACUUCAGUGGGGACCAGAUUUUGGCUGGCUGGACUCUGGCACCAGAGCUCAGCCUUCCCUGCCCCUUGCCAGAGGGAAGCUGCCCCAGUGUGCUGAUGUUGGUGCACAGGCUGCUCAGGGCCAGCACCAGCGACGCCAGACAGACGGGUGGAAGGGAAACCCAUGAGCUAAUCUUGGACCAACUUACAGAAAGGGAUGGAUAAAACUACCCACCUGGGUCCAACCUCUUUGACAGACUGCGACGCUAAUUAUUUUCCAUAGCUGAAGUUGUCUCUAAUUGUUAGUAUGUCUUAAUGAGUCCCACCAUGACCCACCGACAUGAGCCGGUGUGGUCUGAUGUAACUCCGUGUCUUUCCUGUUACAGCUGCGGAUACUGUUCAUGUGUGUGUUUCUCGGUGCUUCUGUGCUGGUUUUAUACAUGCUGUUCCGUGUACGAUGGGUGUAACUUGUUUUUCUUUUUGUAGGUUUUUAGUAUGUUUGUAACCGGACAGAAUGGUGUUAUUAAACUGAAACUUGUAUCUUCAGUGGAUAAAUCAAUCAAACCACUCCA